AUGGCCACAACACCAGCUGGUCGUAUGCUGGCACGCCAGUUGCAGCAAAUGCAACAGGACAAGGACAUUCCGGGAAUUAGCUGUGGGCUGGUGGAUAACAAUGUAUUCGAGUGGGAGGUUAUGCUCAUGAUUUCGGACGAUGUCAAGUUGUACGGCGGGGGUUUCUUCCGUGCUCGACUGUCUUUCCCUCCGGAGUAUCCGCACAUGCCGCCCAAAAUGAAGUUUGAAAGUCCCGUUUUUCACCCGAACAUCUAUCCCAACGGCGAGGUCUGCAUUUCCAUCCUUCACCCCCCGGAAGAAGACAAGUACGGCUACGAGUCCGCCGCCGAGCGCUGGUCCCCCGUUCAAACGCCCGAAACCAUCCUGCUGUCCGUCAUCUCUAUGCUCUCGAGUCCGAACGACGAAAGCCCAGCCAACGUUGAGGCCGCCCGGCUAUGGAGGGAAGACCCGGUCGAGUUCAAGAAAAGAGUCCGCAAGUGCGUCCGUGAGAGUUUGGGGGAGGAUUGA
Aspergillus udagawae is the source of this 507-nucleotide messenger RNA. Its product is annotated as putative ubiquitin conjugating enzyme. The transcript has 3 exons. Gene Ontology annotation, cellular component: endoplasmic reticulum; cytosol. NCBI's taxonomy places the organism in Eukaryota, Fungi, Ascomycota, Eurotiomycetes, Eurotiales, Aspergillaceae. The coding region runs from base 1 to 507 and encodes 168 amino acids. The record is from RefSeq and is a predicted model, not a curated record.